Chrysoperla carnea is the source of this 1634-nucleotide messenger RNA. RefSeq names its product sterol O-acyltransferase 1-like. Gene Ontology annotation, biological process: cholesterol metabolic process. Lineage: Eukaryota; Metazoa; Arthropoda; Insecta; Neuroptera; Chrysopidae. Gene Ontology annotation, cellular component: endoplasmic reticulum membrane. The transcript has 7 exons. The coding region runs from base 225 to 1634 and encodes 469 amino acids. The record is from RefSeq and is a predicted model, not a curated record.
GUAAAGAACCAAUUUUGUAAAAAACGAAUCCGUCAUUUGUGCAAAUGUUGUCCGAAAGUGAAGUGUAAACAUACCAAAUCCAAAAUAUUGACAAAAACUUAAUUUUAGGAGUGGAUUGUUUUAAUUGAUGCAUUAUUUGCCAAAAACUGUUUUGUGUACAAAUUUGUAAAACAGGAUUUUAAACUACGAACAUUUCAAAAUUUUAACGAUUUUAGUUUCCGAAAAUGAUGGAAGAUGUGGAAAAAUGUGGGAUUUCAUCUGAAUUUAACUCCCAUUACAAGAAUAAUGAUAAUGACUCUUGCGAAGAUAAAUUACGAGAUAAAAAUUUUACGCCACGAAAUUCACUGCUAACGGAUUUAUUCGCUGAAAAACAUAUCAGUACCAUUUAUAACAUGUGUGUUGUAAUUAUUGCAUUAGCGUUAAUAUAUUCGGCCCUGGAUGAAUAUUUUGAAACUGGAAGAUUAACUUUCGGAGUUUCCACAAUACAAAGAUUAUUUAAAGGAUUUUUUCCGCUUUGUGGAUUAUGGAUUUGUAUGUUUGUUGCAAAGCUAAUUCUGUAUUACAUUUUCAAUAUUUGGGCUUAUGUGCAUACCAAAUUACAACCAAAUUCACUACAAAUAAAUAUUUGGGACCGUUUAUGGAUAAUUUUGUACAUUUUAUAUCAAGUCGCAUUUAUAGUAGGUUUUGCAUUUUUGGCUCGCCUCAAUCAUUACGCAAUUUGCACUGGUUUCGGGUUCUUUGGGGAGCAAAUCAGACUUAUGAUGAAAUGUCAUGCAUUUGUACGUAGUUGCAUACCUGGCGUUUUAAAUUACAACGAUUUAGUGAAACAUCAAGCUGGGAUCCAACAUUCAAUUUUACCAGAUUUUUCCAAAUAUUUAUAUUUUUUAUUUGCACCAGCGUUGAUUUAUCAAGAUAAUUACCCAAGGACACAGGAAAUUCGUUGGAAAUUCCUUUUACGGAAUGUGGUUGAGUCAAUAGCGGUUGUAUUUGUGAUGAGUCACCUUAUGGAACGAUUUGUUGUUGGCCGUUUUGAGGAUUAUGGUGUGGUCCAUUAUGAUUUCCCAAAACUGAUGUUUAAAAUUAUCGGAUUAUCAUGUCCAACACUUUUCAUAUACUUUUGUAUAUUUUAUAUAUCUUGGCAAACAUGGCAGAACACUUUUGCAGAAGGAUUACGAUUUGCUGAUCGAUUGUUUUAUAAGGACUGGUGGAACGUCACAAAUUUUGGUGAAUAUUUUCGUAAAGUGAGCUCAAUGAUCCAAGAUUGGCUGUAUAUUUACAUCUACAAAGACUUAUAUGAACAUUGUGGAUGCAGCAAAUCAUUUUCAAUUUUUAGUGUUUUUAUAAUUUCCGCGGUAUUUCAUGAAUAUAUUAUUGGAAUGGCAAUUGAAAUUUUUUAUCCUGCGUGUUUUUUCUGGUUUACGGUUGUGGGUCCAUUUGCAAUAUUGAUAUCAAAACAAUUAGAGAGACUUAACAAAUCUGCUGGUAACAUGUUUUUAUGGUUUUGUUUAAGUUUUGGAGGAAGUAUAGUAUUUUCAUUAUAUUUAAUAGAAUUUUACGCACGACAAAAUUGUGAUUAUCAAAAUGAUUCUAUUUAUGGAUUUAUUAUUCCACGUUCUUGGAUAUGCAAUAAAUAA